Messenger RNA from Drosophila miranda, 647 nucleotides. RefSeq lists its product as uncharacterized. NCBI's taxonomy places the organism in Eukaryota, Metazoa, Arthropoda, Insecta, Diptera, Drosophilidae. Gene Ontology annotation, molecular function: nucleic acid binding. The coding region runs from base 24 to 542 and encodes 172 amino acids. The record is from RefSeq and is a predicted model, not a curated record. The transcript has a single exon.
CUCAGUUCACCGAAGGGAACCAGAUGAACUGGGAUGAGAAAUGGCCAGAGAUAAUGUUGGCCGUAAAUUCAGGGGUGUCCGAAUCCACCGGGUACUCGCCGGCGUUCGUGGUCCAAGGGAGAGAGCCGAGGCUACCAAAGGCUCUAUACGAUGACGAAGCGCUUGGCACAGGACAGGGCACGCCCACUCCGGAUGAGAACGCGGCCAAGUUGAGAGAGGUGUUUCAACUGGUGAGGCGGAAUCUCGAAAGAGCGGCGCAGGACCAGGCGAGGUAUUAUAACCUGAGGAGGAGAGCGUGGAAACCCACGAUUGGAGACAAGGUAUGGGCCAAGCAACACCAUCUAUCCAACGCGGCCGAAGGGUUUGCGGCAAAACUGGCCCCGAAAUAUGACGGGCCAUACACCAUAAUGGAUUUCGUGUCCCCGGUCAUUUGUAAAUUAAAGAAGGACAGCGAGAAACGGACGCGGACCGCCCAUAUAGGGGACCUGAUGCCACAACCCGGGGAAGGAACCCCUAAAACAGGCCCUGGAGCCGAAGCGUAGACGACGCACAGGGAGGGGCAUCGGGCGAGGCAUACGGAGAAGGGUGGACGAGCACGGAAGACAGAGACUAACGGCAGGGGCAGAAAGGAGAGUCCCAGCGGGAGG